CUUAAGUGAUAAAAUAAAUCACAACAACAAAAUAAAUGAUAAGUUACUACAUCUUUUGAAAAUAAAAUGAGUAGUCAAAGAUUUAGAGAAAAAAGUCAACGGCGAACGGAGAGCUAGUACUUGUUGGUGAGCUCCGUGUUUUUGCAAAGUGCUCUUAUCCGUAGGGCAACAAAUGUGUCUUCAACUUGAAGAGGUGUGGGAAGGAAUGUCCUGAUGUAUGAGUUUGUGCUUCUGCUGCUGUGUUUGUGUUCUCCUCCUCUCACCAUCUUUUGCUAUUUUUGAAAGGACUUGGCUAUCAGCCUCACGACCCCCCUCCUCCUUUCAUGCUCGAGCCUCUGUUCUCUCGCAUGAUAAUCAUCAUGCCAAGAAAAGAUUGGUGCCACUAGAUUGGAUCUUGGACAAGGAGGAGGAAGAGAAGGAGGAGGAGGAGGAGGAAGAGAUGCUGCAGCGGGCAGCGAGCAAUGCAUAUUCAUGGUGGUGGGCAAGCCACAUCCGCAGCAAACAGUCAAAAUGGCUCGACAACCACCUCCAAGAUAUGGAACACAGGGUGAAGUGCAUGCUCUUGCUCCUUGGGGAGGAGGCUGAUUCCUUCUCGAAGAGGGCAGAGAUGUACUACAAGAGGCGACCUGAGGUGAUCACUCAGGUGGAAGAAGUAUACCGUGCAUACAAGGCUCUGGCUGACCGGUAUGACAUCAUGUCAGGGGAGCUACACAAAGCAAACCACACCAUUGCCACUGCCUUUCCUGACCAAGUCCAGUAUGCAAUGCUGGAAGAGGAGGAGGACAACAUCCCAAAGGCGUUCACCCCAGUGGAUCCACGCAAAAUCCACAAGUCAACUGUCGAUGGGUUGAUGAUGAAGAAGAAUAAGAAGAAUCCUGGGCGGUCCAUGGACGAUGGAGGAGAAAAGACCACUCCUCUGGUGGCAGUCAGUAAGGAGAAUGCACGGGAAGAGAUCAGCAGGCUACAGAAAGCUAUACUGGUCAUGCAGACUGAGAAAGAAUUUAUCAAAAGCUCCUACGAGAGUGGCAUCGCAAAGUACUGGGACCUUGAGAAGGAGAUCAACGACAUGCAGGAACAGGCUUGCCACUUCCAAGAUAAGUUUGAUGAAAGCGCCGUGAUCGAGGAUGACGAGGCCAGAGCCCUGAUGACAGCGACUGCCCUCAAGUCCUGUGAAGACACUAUCGUCAGGCUGCAGGAGCAGCGCAAGGCAUCUGCGCAGCGCGCGGUGGGAGAAUCGGAAAGGGUCAGGGUUCUAAGAGACAAGUUCGAGGCUAUAAUGAACAAGCAUGGCAGAUCUCUACCAGCUGUUUCUCUGGAGGAGGAGAGAAACACUCGAAAGAACCACUGCCCGGAGGAGACGAUGGAAAGUGUCCAUGUCAAACAAGAAGUUGCGGUAGACAUAGUAGCUGACAAGAUCAAGGAACACUUUGAGAGGGGCUGCGACAUCUCCAUCGCACAAGUCACAGAGAGGAUCGAUGAAGUCGUCAACACGGUCGUUGACUUGGAGCUCAUGGUUUCAUCACAAACCUCUCAGAUAGACCGGCUUUGUCAGGAAAACAAGGAGCUGGAGAGUUCCCUGCAAAGCCUGGAGGAUGGAUCAGCAGAUGAACUGACCGAGAAGCUUAUCAGGCAAGCAGAAGAGGAGCUUGUCAGGGCUCAGGCUCUCGAAAGCUCCUUCCACAAAGACGAGAGCACAAUCCGUUCCAAUUUCGUAGAAGCGAUAAGCAGGUUCCAUGACGUGUCGGAGUUGCUGCUAUCGCCAGUUUGCGAUUCUGCACACACGUCCCAUGACGUGCCGGAGUCGUCUAUGGAGGAGAUUGCUGAACAACCCCAUGCAGAGGCAGACAAUGCACUCGUGGCAGCCAAAAGUGAAUCAUCAUCAUGCAUGGAGAUGGAGCAACAGCUCGACGUUGCCCAAGACAAAAUUUCAUGUGACGAUCAUGGGACCUCACUGCUUGAGGACGCCAAGAGAAAGCUUGCAGAGAUGGAGCAAAAGAACCAGGAUUGCCUGAAUGAAAUCCGGGCACUCCGAGAACAAAUCACGAGCUGCUCCUGCUCUCGCCGGGGUCACAGGAGGAGACCUUCCAUUUCAAGUGACGCCUCCAUUAGCCUGCUCAAGGGCCCGACGCUGUCGACCAUCGCUGAGAACGCCUCACCUCUCCAAGACAAGUUCAGAAGGGACAUAGACACGCUCUUGGACAACAACCUGGAGCUGCUGAUGAAGUUCAGCUCGUCGCUACAGCGGGUGCAGGAGUUCCAGAGCAAGCACGACGGCUUGCAGCACCUCAUCAAGGACCAAGACGGCGGCAAGCAGGACGGGACGACGGAGAAGCAGCUGAGGGCCUUCAAGACGGAGCUGCAGGUGUGGUCGGAGCAGAACGCGAUGCUGCGGGGGGAGCUGCAGUGCAGGUUCGCGUCGCUGUGCGACAUACAGGAGGAGAUCACGGCGGCGCUGGACGACCAAUACCAGGCCGCCAAGUUCCAGGGGGAGAUCCUCAACAUGCAGCAGGAGAACAACAGGGUGUCGGACGAGCUGCAGGCGGGGCUGGACCACAUCAAGGGUCUCCAUGCGGAGGUGGAGCAGGCGCUGGCCAAGCUGCACAAGAGCGUCAGCCUGCCGCCACAGCAAGCAGGGGACGACGGCGGCGGCGACUCCAGCUCGCCUGCCCAUGGUGGCAGCAGUAGCAACCUGGGGCUCGUACCUUCCAACAAGUCCAAUGUUCCGUUGCAGUCGUUCCUCUUCCCGGCCAAGCCCACCCCGGCCAAGCCCAAGAAGACGUCUCUGCUGGCCCGUGUCACGCCAGUGCUCCCGAAGCAGCCGGUGGACAUGAGGUUUCUGGCCAAGCUGCCAAGGUAGCAAGCAAAGCAUGUUCUUGCCCUCCGAAUAGAUAGAUACAUACAUCUUUGCCUUGGUGGAUUGUUCAAAUGAAUUCUUUAUCAAAAUAUAUUGCAGGAGAUAUGUAAUAAAAUCAGUUUGAUGUUAUAGAAUUCAUUUCAAAAACAACAUUAACAAAAUAUAUUGCAGGAGUACUGCUUAUUGUAGAAUUUAUUGUUUUUAGAAGGUGCGGUGCACGCAUGAAUGAUAAAAAACAUCCAUCCGUAUUC
This is a messenger RNA of Zea mays, 3105 nucleotides long. Its product is annotated as protein NETWORKED 2A. The transcript has 2 exons. The record is from RefSeq and is a predicted model, not a curated record. Lineage: Eukaryota; Viridiplantae; Streptophyta; Magnoliopsida; Poales; Poaceae. The coding region runs from base 218 to 2857 and encodes 879 amino acids. Gene Ontology annotation, molecular function: actin binding.